AAAGAGGAGAGUUGAGUGGGCAUGGGACAUCACUGCUGCAGCAAACAGAAGGUGAAGAGAGGGCUUUGGUCUCCAGAAGAAGAUGAAAGGCUAGUCAGGCACAUAACCACCCAUGGCCAUGGCUGCUGGAGCUCUGUCCCUAAACUUGCAGGGUUGCAGAGGUGUGGGAAGAGUUGCAGGUUGAGGUGGAUAAAUUAUUUGAGGCCAGAUCUUAAGAGGGGCUCUUUUACAGAGCAAGAAGAGAGGACCAUAAUAGAUGUGCAUAGAAUUCUUGGGAAUAGAUGGGCACAAAUUGCCAAGCACCUGCCAGGGAGGACUGACAAUGAGGUGAAGAACUUUUGGAAUUCUUGCAUCAAGAAGAAGCUUAUUGCUCAAGGCUUGGAUCCCAACACCCAUAAUCUCCUUUCUCCAAACCAGUCCAAGAACAAGUCAACCAAAACUACAAACCCCCCACACCUUCAUAAUCAAGAAUACCCCAAUUCAACUUUCACAAUAGUAGAGACACCACACCCCAAUUCAUCUCUUCCCUCAUUGCAUCAUCCACCUAAUAACAACAACACUACCACCAUGAUGGACUUCGGCCGCAGCUGUUCAUCAGUGGAGAGUAGUUCAUCGUUGAUCCCUCGAACUGGGUUCGGGUUCGUGACAGGGAACCUGCAGGGAGGUUCCAUGUUUGAAUCGUCAAGCGCGGCAUUAUUUGGACCCGAAGAAGUCGUGCAUGUACAACGAGAAGAAGAGAUCGAACGAGAGAGGGAAUUAGGCAGCCACGGUGGUAGGCAUAACACGAAGAUGGCCAACGUGUUUGAAGGCUCCAACUUUGAUCAGUUUGUCGAGUUCAUGGAGGGCGAUUCGUCAUUGAUGCCUUGCGAAGGAUUGUAUUGCAAUGUAAAUUAUCCACUUGUGUGGGAUUGCUAAUUAAGAGUUCGUUGAAUUAUAUAUGUUCAGUCCAUAACUUUGCCUCCUCAAAGUGUAUACAAUCAGAUCUUGAGAAUGGUAGAUGCAUUUUCUUCCUUGAUGAAGCUCUGAUCCAUGUCUUAAAAGUCACAGGGACUUGUUACAGUGAUUCAUAGAGUAUUUCCCAAAGCUGAACAUAGAAUGUGUGCCAGACAACUUUACACCAAUUACAGGGAUCAUUUUAGAGGUACGGAUCAGAGUUAAAGGACUUGCUUUGGGAUUAUGCUAGAGCAUCUUACCCAGCCAGGCUUGAAUCUUGUCUAAGUAAGCUUGAAGAAAGGUGUCAAGAGGCUAGACAGUGUCUUAACAAUAGACCAACAAAGAAUUGGUCCAGGG
This is a messenger RNA of Cuscuta campestris, 1290 nucleotides long. NCBI's taxonomy places the organism in Eukaryota, Viridiplantae, Streptophyta, Magnoliopsida, Solanales, Convolvulaceae. The record is from the annotation of a GenBank genome assembly.